ACAGCCACUCGGUCAAAGUAAUUGCAAAGCAAGUAAUUGUUUCACAUACUAGUGAAACUGUGAGUUAGGAGAAAAUCAACUUCAGCCCUGGUGCUCUGUGUAGGAAGUAGCUGCAGAGGAUGGUGUGUGCCUAGAGUUGCGAGCGGAUUGCGGCAGAAUAGAUUAAUCUGUGCGGAUAUUUUUUCAAUUAAACCCAAUCGUUGCAAGUGCAGCCGUGUGUGCAGACGAGUGUAGUAUCAUUUCCGCAACGAUAUAACUCGCAGUCCCGUUUGGCAGUAGCGCGUAGGAUGAUUGUGUAGAUACCUUGCCACAUCCCACAGAGUUACAACCAUUUCAUGGUGUGAAGAUGUGAAAAGUUGCUAACAGUGCACCGUUUCGUAAAAAGUAAAAAACCGGUACUCCUGUAGCGGCUCUGCAGGGGAAUCCGACACUGAAACUACGGAUACAAGCCACCAAGUUGGAGAAAGAAAAAAAAGCUUCCCCGACACGUAAUGAACACCAUCGCAUUAACCUUGUUGACAAUGCUGUACUAGGGCCUACGCUAAUAGGGUUAAAGUUUGGAGCUGCCAGCGGAUGUUGACCUAUGUCCGUCUACCAGACGAAAGGCCAGAAUCUCAUCGCAGAAACAGCACACAGCACUUUUUCAACAAAUACAAUUAGCCGCUAGCAGAUAGGAUGCACUUUUCGAUACCGAGCACCCAAGAAUUUGUAUCCGAUGGAAGCGGAUCAUCGUACACGGGCUUCAACAUUCACAUAAAUGGCAGUUUUCACUGUUGCCUUCGAUACAAGCAGCUGCACAGUCUGCACGAACAGCUUAAACGGUCUCUACCGUCGAUCGCACUUCCCAGCUUUCCUCCAAAGAAACUGCUCUCUCUCACACCGAAUCAAAUCGAACAGAGGCGUUUGAGUUUAGAGCGUUACAUACAGCUAGUGGGCCAGGAUCCGGUACUGUGCCGGUCGGAGUUGUUGCGCGCAUUCUUGUUGAAUGCCCAGCAGGAGUCUUCAUUUACCGAAUGUAGCGAAGUAACGCUGGACGUUUACCUUAUGAAUGGCUACCGAAUAUCGGCCAACGUCUACACAACCGAGUGCACGAGCAAGGUGCUAGAGAAGGCUUGUGCAUUGAUCGACCUAGCGAAGGAUCGUGCCUGCUACUUUGCGCUGUACCUAAUGUGCAAGGAGCCAAACGGUGAGCUAACGAUCGUGAAACGUUUGAUGGACUUUGAAGCUCCGUAUAUCUCAGCAAAACGUUGGGAUGAAUGCAAGCUGGUGCUGCGCACCGGAUAUUGGGAUCCGUGCUACGAUGUCGAACUGAUGCGUGAUCGGAUCGCGCUUAAUCUGCUCUACAUCCAAGCGCUCAGCGAUGUCGAGCGGGGCUGGAUUGUAACGUCCCGCGAUCUUAGCGAGCAGCUCACAAACAUGCAGGCGCGGGGCAGCAAGAGCGAGUAUCUAGAAGUCGUCCGGAAGCUACCACUGUACGGAUGUCUUCAGUUUCCACGUGCCAAUGUGGACUUUCCCGAACCGAAUACGGUAGCGACGAUCGUGCUGGGAAAUAAGGAACUCAAUUUACUAACGUACGUGGGAAAAGAGAUGCAGGAAACCAAAUUUAAAGUCACGCGCAUCCGGUGUUGGCGUGUAACUCCUAUCCAUAUUAAUGAAGAACAAUCCUCAACUGUUAAUGGUCGCUUGCAACAAUCAUCCCAACCAUCGCCAUCACAAUCGUCCACGAUCAGCUUGGAGCUUUCGUUCGAGUACUUGAUGGCGAAGAACCAGCUCAAGUGGAUUACUAUCUAUAGCGAACAGUCGAUGCUUAUGUCCGUGUGCCUUCAGUCGAUCGUCGAUGAGCUACUCAAUCAGAAGAAUGGAUCCGAUCCCGCACAUUUGCAGAAUCCACAACAUGUAGAUUAUACGCCACUCUCCUACAUUCGACGGGAUGGAUCAAACCAUUGCAUAACCGAUUCUUGUUCAACCGAUACUCUCUGCAAUCUAGUUAAUAACGAUAGUAGUAGCAACAACGGAACAUCGAAUCAUGCGACGCAACAACAACACUCCACAAACAACGGGUCUUCCUUUAUUCGACGUAAACUGAAGGAAUUCAACACGACAGUACGCUUCAAAAAUGGCAAAGAUUCCGUGCAGAACGAAGCAUUCGAGUGGAUUGGCGAUGACGAUCUUUAGAACCUUUGUACAGAGAAUGUUUCUGUUUUUGAUAAAGAAAUUUACUCUCCAAAAUUUUUGGGUUGUUAAAUCCCCAUUCUUCCCUUUUUGUUACUCAUGCUUUGUAGUAUAUAUUAUGGUAGGGGCAGCCAACAACGACGGAAAGGCAGAAUCAUAUAUCAUGUUGUUUACUCCUCUUCGUUUUUGUAUCUUCUUUGUGUUCAUGUUGCAGCGAAAGUUUAAGAGAGCAUUCAGAGGGAAUAAUCAUUUAUACCAUAGCUAUAUGUUUGGUCUAUGCUUGCUACGAAUUUCUCCAUCAUCAAUCGAUUCUAUAUUUGAAUGUGUUAGUUUGUUCUAGGACGUGUAACAGAGCGCAGAGAUAACUAAAAUGUAAAACAACCAUAUUUUGUAACAGUGUACCCAUUUGGUUUAGUGUAUAGUCCAUCCACUAUCGAGAAGAUCAACUAAUGCGUGAGGGUACGUAAUAAAUGGUAACCAAGAACGGUAGAUUAAUGCUUG
Anopheles moucheti is the source of this 2673-nucleotide messenger RNA. RefSeq names its product sorting nexin-17 (gene Snx17). Bases 676 to 2175 code for a protein of 499 amino acids. Lineage: Eukaryota; Metazoa; Arthropoda; Insecta; Diptera; Culicidae. Gene Ontology annotation, cellular component: early endosome. The transcript has 6 exons. Gene Ontology annotation, molecular function: phosphatidylinositol binding. Gene Ontology annotation, biological process: intracellular protein transport. The record is from RefSeq and is a predicted model, not a curated record.